Molecule: messenger RNA, 1686 nt
Organism: Spinacia oleracea (spinach)
Lineage: Eukaryota; Viridiplantae; Streptophyta; Magnoliopsida; Caryophyllales; Amaranthaceae
Exons: 1
Coding region: 1-1686 (561 amino acids)
Molecular function (GO): RNA-DNA hybrid ribonuclease activity; nucleic acid binding
Source: RefSeq, a predicted model, not a curated record
AUGGAUAGUAUCCCAAAUAGUAAUCAAUCACCAUUAUGGAGGGAAAUUCUUAAAGGCCGCGCGAUUCUGAAAAAAGGAUUGAUUGUUAAUAUAGGAAAUGGGAAGUCCACCUCCUUAUGGUUUCAUCAUUGGAUUGGGGACGGUCCUUUGUAUACUCUAAAAGAUGUUAAAAUUCCUGAUUCAAAAGCCCAUUGGUACGUUAAUAGAAUAAUUCGAGGAGGAAAAUGGCAUUUGGAUGAUAUUAUUCAUUUAAUCCCUAAUCAUAUUAAAAACCUUAUUCUAGCUUAUCCUUUAUGUACCAAUGACAAGGAGGAGGACUUUAUUAGAUGGCAAUAUUCUAAAACUGGAGCUUUCACCAUUAAAUCUGCGUAUUAUAUUCAGCUGCAUGACUCGUUAAACUCUGUGGACAAUAGACAAUCAUUCUGGAAGUCCAUUUGGAAAAUAAAAGUUCCUUACAAAUACAGGAUGCUGAUUUGGAAUUGUGCUCAUGAGAUUCUUCCUGUAGCCCAAGGUUUAAAUAGAGUUAUUCAUCAGAUUAGCCCUAUUUUCUCAAGAUGUCUUUCAGACCAAGAAUCUCAUAUCCAUUUAUUCAGAGACUGUGCUCAAUCAAGUGUUUUAUGGUCUUUCAUAUUUCAGAGGAUUUGGAAUAAUGAAAAAUUUGAUUUCAGAUCUUUUUAUAAUCUUCAAUGGAAACAAUGGAUCAAGUUUAAUCUUUCUUGUUCUAUGAGAUGGAAAGUUCUUUUUUCUGUGGCCAUUUUUCAUAUCUGGACUUCUAGAAACAAUGCUGUUUUCAGUUUUAAAAUGAAGCAUUGCUUUUCCUUAUACAAUUCCUUUUUUGUGGAUUGGAAAAGUACUAAUUUCAUUUUGCAGGGUAAGGAUGUGAAACAGAAUCAGAUAGCUGGAAAUUUUACUUUCAAAUGGCUCCCACCAAAACCAGAUUUCUUGAAGCUAAAUGUGGAUGGAGCGUGGAAAUCCGUGACUGAAGCAGGAGGAGGGGGAGUUUUCAGAAGGCCUAAUGGUUCAUGGUUUGUAGGCUUCUCAUGUAAAUUUAAUGUUAGCUCUCCUCUAGCUGCGGAGCUGUAUGCGCUCAGAGAGGGUUUAAUCAUUGCAAGGGAUCUUAGCAUGGACAAAUUGGAGGUAGAAACAGAUGUUGUCCAGCUUAAGUUAAUGUUGGAGAAAAUGGAUGAGAACAAUUUCCAUGAGCUCAGUCCCGUGCUGAAGGAAGUGGCUAAUCUGUUAAGGCAGAACUGGAUCAUUACUUUCAAUCACAUUCCUCGUUUCUGCAACAAAGUAGCUCAUGAUCUUGCAGCACAUUCUCUGGUGAUGGCUGUUGGCCACAAACUCCACUACAUUAUACCAGCCUGUGCAAAGGAGCACUACAUUAAAGAAUUUGAAUUGACUAAUCUUGAGUAUGCAGAGUUUGUGAGAAGAGAAGCUGCAAUGGGAAUCAUCAGUGCACCCCAAGCUAAUCCUGCAGUUCCAGUAACUUCUUCAGCGGCACAAAUUGUUUUUGGUUCAAUAGUUUCAGAUAUCAAGCAGGCAGCAGAUAUUGCAAGUGGAAAACAAAACCUCAAACAAGAUAAAGGGAAAGGCAAAAUGUUCGAACCUUUUGUUGUUGGUGGAUCAACAGUCUCUAAUCCCAUAGAGAUUGUUGAGCUAGAAGAUGGUGAGGUGUCCAACAAUUAA